AUGCAAGAACACGACGCGGUCAAGCCGCUGGUGGAGAGACUACUUGCUCAGCCGUUGCAGUUUAAGCCCGCUACGGCGCCUGAUAGCGUCGAAGGAAAACCCGUUUCGUGCGUGGUGAUCGGAUCUUCGCGCCCAGCGGCGCAUCAUCCAACUAGGCGCGAUGGCACCAACGCCGACGCGUCUGGCCGCACGCAGGGCGACGGAAGAAAGGCGAACGGGACGUCGGGCAACGCCAACGGCAGAAGACCAGUGCCCAAGAACUUUUCGGAGGCACUGCAGAUGUACACGGCGCGGAAACAAAUCCCUAGCGACGUGGAGCUGAGCGACGGGAAGUACCAGAGCUCGAGCGACGGCGAGGGAGCGGGCGAAGAUGUUGUCGACGCCCCUGACGCGGCCGGUGCACAGAGCGAGUCUGGCGAGUCUAGCGACUCCGCCGCGGAGGAAUUCCACGAAGCACACGAGUAUGUCGAGGACGGGUCUUCUGACCCCGGAAGUGGCGCCGACGCGGUGGCGAGCACAGGCGAAGAUCUAGGGGAAGACCUUGGUGAGGACCUUGGUGAGGAUCUCGGUGAGGACCUUGGCGAGGACCUUGGUGAGGAUGUGGGAGAAGGCCUGGGAGAGGAUCUGGGAGAGGACCCUGAAGAGGGAGCUAAAGAAAAUGCCGGUAACUCGAAGCCAGAAACAGAUGCCGAUGAGCGUGAGGCAUCGCUGGGCAGCGUCUCCGACCAAGAUGACCAGGACGAAGAAGAUGCUGAUUUCCAAGACGAUGGCACCGAGGACUCAGAGUUGGAGGGCCCCGACGGCAACAUCACAGAUAGCGAGAAAGCGGGGCUGAUGCGUGAAGCUCAAGAGUACGCCGAGAUGGCCAGCCUUGCCGAUGCUCGCAAAAAGACCGAGCCAGCCGGCGAGGACAACGGCAACGCUGAGGAGGAGAGUGCCCACGAAGAGAAUGAAGAGGAGCUAAAGCACAAGCAGCCUUCCAGCAAGCGCGCCUCCCCCACUCCUCCAACUGUCCUUUCAGACAUGGAUCGCUUCUAUCAGUUCAAUGAGAAGGCAAACGAUCGUGGCGCCAACAACUCUACACGGAUUCUGAAAAACUGGGGGCCUCAGCUUUCCACCAUGAAACCAAAGGGGCUGCUCAACCACGGGGUCACCUGUUACACCAACGCAGCUGUGCAGGCUUUGAUCCAUAUUCCGGCCAUUCAGCACUACCUGUUUGAUGUUUUGCGUGGAGAGUACAAAUCUACCAUAUCACCAAAUUCUGUGACCCAGGUGCUUGCGGAGACAUCAAAACGUAUGUGGUCUACAGACGCUUCCAAGAACCAGUUUAUCAACCCAAAGAAGCUAAUCGGGAGACUGGAGGAUAUCAACUGCAUGAUGAGUGAAUGGCAACAAGAAGACUCGCAUGAGUAUUUCAUGUCUCUAAUCUCGAGGCUCCAAGAGGACAGCGUUCCACGCGGCCACAAGCUAACAGAAAGUAUUCUUUACGACAUUUUCGGCGGUAUGCUGAGGCAGGAGGUUACCUGUAAAAGCUGUGGCGAAGUGUCCAAAACAGAACAACCAAUAUACGACAUCUCCUUACAUCUGAAGGGCAAGAAAAACAGCGACUCCGCCGAUACCGCUAAGAAUAGCUCAGACUUUGAAGAGGAACCACAACGCCGCUUCUCCAUUGAAAAGUCAAUUAGAGAUUUUUUCAAUCCGGAGCUCAUCAAAGUUGACAAGGCUAAUAAAGAGGGGUACGUGUGCGAAAAGUGCCACAAGACCACUAACGCUUCGAAACAUAAUUUUAUCUUGAGAGCCCCGGAAACUCUACUAGUGCACCUGAAGAAAUUCCGCUUCAAUGGAACAUCGUCUUCCAAGUUGAAGCAGGCAGUUUCCUACCCUAUGUUCCUGGACGUCACUGAGUUCUGCGAAAAUUCUAAGACUACCUUGCCAGUGAAAUAUCAACUAAUAAGCGUUGUUGUUCACGAGGGCCGCUCCUUGACCUCCGGCCAUUAUAUUGCUCACUGCAAGCAGCCUGACGGCUCUUGGUCGACGUAUGAUGACGAGUACAUCAACAAGAUCUCCGAAAGGCAGAUGCUGAAGGAACCCGGCGCCUAUUAUCUGGUAUACACGCGUUUGACACCUAGAAGUGUACCUCUUCCCCAGGGCCCAAGCGUUUCGUCAUCCAGUGCAGCUGCAGCUACCAACAGAGCAGAAGGCACUCCUAAGAGCUCCUCUAAGAGAAAGAAGUCCAAAAACAAAAACAAAAAGAGAUGCUACAACAAAUAA
This is a messenger RNA of Lachancea thermotolerans CBS 6340, 2271 nucleotides long. RefSeq names its product ubiquitin-specific protease UBP10 (gene UBP10). NCBI's taxonomy places the organism in Eukaryota, Fungi, Ascomycota, Saccharomycetes, Saccharomycetales, Saccharomycetaceae. The transcript has a single exon. Gene Ontology annotation, biological process: protein deubiquitination. The record is from RefSeq and is a predicted model, not a curated record. The coding region runs from base 1 to 2271 and encodes 756 amino acids. Gene Ontology annotation, molecular function: cysteine-type deubiquitinase activity.